Molecule: messenger RNA, 737 nt
Organism: Wasmannia auropunctata (little fire ant)
Lineage: Eukaryota; Metazoa; Arthropoda; Insecta; Hymenoptera; Formicidae
Exons: 4
Coding region: 17-433 (138 amino acids)
Source: RefSeq, a predicted model, not a curated record
CAUAGGGGUAAUUGGAAUGCUAGCAACAGGAACAAUGAUGAUAGCGUAUCUCAAACACAUUUGUGGAAUGUUUAGCAUCGCCAGUUUCCGUAUUGAGAAAGCAAUGGCGAUGAAUAUGCAACAAAAUGUUAAUCAAGAGAAAAUGGUUAUAAUUUAUAAAGGGAUAAUCUGUGCAAUAGACAUUCAUCGCAAAGCUACACAGUUUUCCCAAAUUUUCAUAAAAAGUUUUGAAGGAUCGUUCUUCAUUUUAAUAGCAGCUGGUAUGGUUUGCUUAAGCAGUACUCUUGUUCAAAUCGCGAUAUUUAGCAAUAGCGUAGAGCAACUUUUACUACCGCUUUCGAUUGCAAUCAUCCUCUACGUGUACUUGUUUUUAUCCAAUUAUACUGCACAGGAAAUUACAGAUCACAAUGAAUAUGUAUUUGCCACAGUGUAAAAAACAUUUGCAUUGUAUGCUUAUAUAUAAAUAAUGGUUUGGCAACAAAAGUCUACGUUAACAAAAAUAUUAAAUUCGUAAUACGAUUCCUAGAACAAAUAUGCGUGUUACGUAAUAACAAUUAUUAACAAAUAUUUUUACAAUUUCUAUGUUAGUUUGUCUUUGUUGUAGAUACAAUGUUCAGUGGUACGUGGCUCCGUUACACAUACAGAAAAUGAUGUUAUUUUUAUUGCAAAAGGGCACUAAGGCUUUUCAUUUGAUCCUCGGCGGAAUAUUUAUUGCGUCUAUGGAAAGUGCCGCUACG